Molecule: messenger RNA, 5641 nt
Organism: Morone saxatilis (striped sea-bass)
Lineage: Eukaryota; Metazoa; Chordata; Actinopteri; Moronidae
Gene: grik2
Product: glutamate receptor, ionotropic, kainate 2
Exons: 16
Coding region: 376-3111 (911 amino acids)
Biological process (GO): synaptic transmission, glutamatergic; modulation of chemical synaptic transmission; monoatomic ion transport
Cellular component (GO): presynaptic membrane; kainate selective glutamate receptor complex; postsynaptic membrane
Molecular function (GO): kainate selective glutamate receptor activity; transmitter-gated monoatomic ion channel activity involved in regulation of postsynaptic membrane potential
Source: RefSeq, a predicted model, not a curated record
GGCUGCAUAUCGCUGCUGUAUCCUCUGCUUGGCGCUCUCUAGCCCCUCUCCAACCCUCUCAAGUACCUCACCUUAUAGCCCAUGCUUGGGCUCCCCCCUCCUCACUGGAUCCGUACCCUUCGAUAUGGAUGUCCCGCUGUCCCUCGACCCGGAGGAUUGUUGUUUCUUGGCGCAGUGAAGGAGGACAAGGGGAAGGGGAAGGAAUCAUGCCGGGACUGCUAAUGGAUUUAGGGAAAGCGCAAGUGACCAUGCCGUGAUCUUGCGCAUCCAGGGCCGCCGUCACCCUGCCUUGCCCAACGACCGUAGAAGAAUUACGGGGGAAUCGAACCCGUGCACCGGGUGGAUUAAACCACUGUGCAUUUUUUUAUAAACAACAUGAAGAUUACCUCCCAUCAUCUGAUGAUAACCAGUCUCGUUUUCAGGUCCAACCUCAGGCUGAUCCCGCUUCUGCUGCUGUUUCUUGGUUACUCUCGCGGGAUGCCACACGUUUUAAGAUUUGGAGGAAUAUUUGAAUCCAUUGAGAGCGGCCCCUCUGGAGCAGAGGAACUAGCCUUUAAAUUUGCCUUGAACACAAUCAACAGGAACCGCACCUUGCUCCCCAACACCACGCUGACCUAUGACAUCCAGAGAAUAAACAUCUUCGACAGCUUUGAGGCCUCCAGGAAAGCAUGUGAUCAGCUUUCCCUCGGGGUGGCGGCCAUUUUUGGCCCCUCACACAGCUCGUCAGCCAAUGCGGUCCAGUCGAUCUGCAACGCUUUGGGAGUGCCCCACAUCCAGACCAAGUGGAAGCACCAAGUGUCAGACAACAGGGACUCGUACUAUGUUAGCCUGUACCCCGACUUCUCCUCCCUCAGUAGAGCCAUCCUCGAUCUGGUGCACUUCUUCAAAUGGAGAACCGUCACGGUGGUGUACGACGACAGCACAGGUCUCAUUCGACUGCAGGAGCUGAUAAAGGCACCGUCACGAUAUAACAUUCGUUUGAAGAUCCGACAGCUGCCCACAGAGACCAAGGACGCCAAGCCACUUCUGAAGGAGAUGAAGAAGGCAAAGGAGUUCCAUGUCAUCUUUGAUUGUGGACAUGAGAUGGCUGCCUGGAUCCUAAAACAGGCCCUGGCCAUGGGUAUGAUGACAGAGUACUACCAUUAUAUUUUUACUACCCUGGACCUUUUUGCCCUCGACAUGGAACCGUAUCGCUAUAGUGGAGUCAACAUGACGGGGUUCCGCAUUCUCAACACAGAAAAUUCUCAGGUGUCGUCAAUCAUCGAGAAGUGGUCAAUGGAGCGGCUACAAGCCCCACCCAAACCGGACUCGGGCCUGCUGGAUGGAUUCAUGACGACGGAUGCAGCGCUGAUGUACGACGCCGUGCACGUGGUGGCGGUGGCGGUGCAGCAAUCGCAGCAGAUCACCGUCAGCUCUCUGCAGUGUAAUCGCCACAAGCCGUGGCGCUUCGGGGGGCGUUUCAUCAGCCUCAUCAAAGAGGCUCACUGGGAUGGAUUGACAGGACGUGUUCUCUUCAAUAAGACCAAUGGACUGAGGACCGAUUUCGACCUGGACGUCAUCAGUCUGAAGGAGGAGGGGCUGGAAAAGAUUGGAACAUGGGAUCCUCCCAGCGGUCUGAAUAUGACAGAGACUCACAAAAGCAAGACAUCCAACAUCACAGACUCUCUGGCUAACAAAUCCCUACGUGUUUCCACCAUACUGGAGGAGCCAUAUGUGAUGUUUAAGAAAUCGGACAAACCUCUGUAUGGGAAUGAUCGUUUCGAGGGCUACUGCAUCGACCUGCUGAGGGAGCUUUCUGGCAUCCUGGGCUUUCGCUAUGAGCUGCGAUUAGUGGAGGAUGGGAAGUAUGGCGCACUGGAUGAGAGCACAGGCCAGUGGAACGGGAUGGUGCGGGAGCUCAUGGACCAUAAAGCAGACCUGGCGGUGGCUCCUCUGGCCAUCACCUAUGUCAGAGAGAAGGUCAUCGACUUCUCAAAGCCCUAUAUGACGCUGGGGAUAAGUAUCCUGUACCGCAAGCCCAAUGGCACCAACCCCGGGGUCUUCUCCUUCCUUAACCCCCUCUCGCCCGAUAUCUGGAUGUAUAUUCUGCUGGCUUGCUUGGGUGUCAGUUGUGUGCUGUUUGUCAUAGCCAGGUUUAGCCCUUAUGAGUGGUACAACCCGCAUCCAUGCAACCCAGACUCGGAUGUAGUGGAAAACAAUUUUACACUGCUCAAUAGUUUCUGGUUUGGAGUUGGGGCUCUCAUGCAGCAAGGCUCAGAGCUCAUGCCCAAGGCCCUGUCAACUCGAAUAGUGGGAGGCAUCUGGUGGUUCUUCACCCUCAUCAUCAUUUCCUCAUAUACAGCCAACUUGGCUGCCUUCCUCACUGUGGAAAGGAUGGAGUCGCCCAUAGACUCUGCCGAUGACCUGGCCAAGCAGACUAAAAUCCUGUACGGGGUGGUGGAGGAUGGCGCCACCAUGACCUUCUUCAAGAAAACAAAAAUCUCCACAUAUGACAAGAUGUGGGAAUUCAUGAACAGCAGAAGGCAAUCUGUAAUGGUCAAGAACGUGGAGGAGGGCAUCGAGCGCGUCUUGACCUCGGACUAUGCCUUCCUCAUGGAGUCAACCACCAUCGAGUUUGUCACCCAGCGCAACUGUAACCUCACGCAGAUCGGAGGCCUCAUAGAUUCCAAAGCCUACGGAGUGGGAACACCUAUGGGCUCUCCGUACAGAGACAAGAUCACAAUAGCCAUUCUGCAGCUGCAGGAGGAAGGGAAGCUCCACAUGAUGAAGGAGAAGUGGUGGAGAGGAAAUGGCUGUCCCGAGGAGGAAAGCAAAGAGGCUAGCGCUCUGGGAGUGCAGAACAUCGGUGGGAUCUUCAUCGUGCUGGCUGCAGGACUGGUGCUGUCAGUGUUUGUCGCUGUAGGGGAGGUCAUUUAUAAGUCUAAACAGAACGCCCAGCUUGAGAAGCGUUCAUUCUGCAGUGCCAUGAUGGACGAGCUGCGUGUGUCUCUGAAGUGCCAACGCCGUCUCAAACAGAAGCCUCAGCCGCCCGUCAUCGUAAAGACAGAAGAGGUCAUUAACAUGCACACGUUCAACGACCGGAGACUCCCAGGAAAGGAAACCAUGGCAUGAACGCUGAGCAUACCCCCAAACACACCCCUCAAAUAAAACCAAGGAGGGGCGACGGGGGGUCAGAUUAGUGCUGACUUAACCACAGACUGAGGUUAGCAGUCAAAACAGGAUUCUUUUGAACCCACUUGCUUAUGUAGACAGAUGUUUCCUGUGGAAAUAUAGAUACCUGAGCAGUGUCACCUCACUGUGAAGUUCACUUUUUGAAGGGAGCUGGAAAAAAAGGACUCAAAAGUAUGUAAAUUGAAAGAGGAUCCAAGCAGGUUUGGGACAAAACAUAACACACACACACACACAUACACAUAAAACAUAUAGGCACACACACACACACACACACACACUCCUAUCUGACACCUGUGCAGAAGGGAAAACUCUAUUGUGACAGUAACACCAGAUGUAGUUUUUCUGUUGAUGUCAAUGCCCUUUUGUCUUACCUCCAUGUGUGUGUGACCCCAUCGAUCCCUCCCUUCAGUGGCUUGAGUUUCUUUCAAAUGAUUUGAACAAACACUAAUCUCACACCAACAAAGGGAACGGUAGUCAGUGCCAAAUGGUUUACUAUGAACUGAUGUAUAAAAGUGAUAUUUAGUUUGGGAUCAUCUAUGCUGACCUUGUCAAAUACUCAUCGUUUUCUUCUGUAAUGCCUUUCUCGUGCCAAAGUUCUGCCACUGUAAAGAACUUUCUACCAUGCCUAUUAUGUUCAAAGCCUCUACAAGCAAUGUAUACUGUCAAAGUCCUUAUUCAUGUCUGUCCUUACAUGCGGUUGCAGUUUUCACUCUGUAUCAGUUGUUGUUUAAAAUGCAGGAUUUCUACAAAAAUGUUUGUUUUUGUACAAGAACAAGAAGUUUUGUAGUACUUUGUAUCAUGGUAGCCCCUCCUGUGGACAAAAUAUGUAGCAGAUACCAACUCAGCCCACAAACUCUGUCAACUAUGGGGCUUCAAACUCUGCUGUGUAGGGUUCAUUUCUCUCAUCAAUCAGAGAUUCAGUCUUUUGUCUGUCAGUAUCGUGGGGCCAGCUGUAAAUACUGUCUGGGGACAAUGUGGUGGUUUUUGGUCGGUAAGAACAAUGAAAAAAAAACUGGUUCUUAGAGUAGGAAACGUGCUGACUCAUUCUAGAAAUUGGGACUCCGCUUCUGUCAACAAAGUGCUACUGACAACAAGUGUGAUUAACUAUCAGUAGCUAUGAUGAGUCACCAUGAAAGACAUAGUAAAACAUGCAAAUUGCUUGUUGCUUGCGUUAAAGAUAAACAUAACUGUAGUUGCCAGGCUGCAAUUCUGUUUCCAGACUACAUUUUAGCCCUAGUAGACUGCAAAAACAAAAAAAAAGUCCUAAAACUUUUCAUAGCAUUGAUCACUUCUGUUUUUACAAAAAUGACCCUUUGAAAACUCUAUAGCAGACAAAAAAUGUAGAUCUUCGCAUUGGAGACAGGCAGUUAAAAUGUAUAAUUGGCUUUGAAGAAAACAAUAUCAACACAAGGUCAGUUUAGUAGCUGUUCUGGUGCUUUUGAUCGUAUCACAUAAUCUUUGUCAGCAAAUUAAAUAUGCCCAGUUGCAGUGUCAACUUGUCAUUGUCAACUUUUAAGCCGACAUGUAUGAGAACUCCUUAAAGUGCUCCGGAAAAAUGUAACAACUACCAUUCCAACUGGGCAAUUCUAUCUGCUCAGGAAGAUCAUGUGGUAUGAUCGAAAGCUCCAGAACAACUACUAAGUGAGACUGUGCAGAGACUACUUUUGGGCGACUUGUGGAUGUAUGUAACAGUGCAGCUGCAGUGCAUUUGACGCGGGAAUAAUCAGCAGCUUUCAGGCACUUACUGUAUAGCUGUUUUCUCGUAUGAUCUCCAGACAAUGUCCUGAGUUGGACUUUCGGACAUUACAUGGACUUUGUACUAGAGAGCUGGCUGGGUAAAGUCUGUUUAAUAUCUGGUCCAACUGAUUGGGACAUUUGCGUUCUCACAUACGUGUGUGUAUGUCUCACCUUUGCUCCUGUGCCAGGUGUUGCUCCACUCAUGUUGCGUCAAGCAGACGGAGCAAAUCAUUUAUCCGCUAAUUGUCUCCAGAUGUGUUUUCUCUUCACAAAGUGACACAAUCACAUUUGGCCCCACGACACUUCUUGUCUGUUGACUCUGUUCCAUGUUGUGAAAUGACAAGCAUACUUGGUAGGUUUCUUCUUCACUGCCCUUGUUUUGCUAAACUAUCCGAGUUAGUCAUUUGACCUGUUAUUCCAGGGAUUUCAGAGACAAAAAACAAACACCCACAACACAUGGGUCAACGCUAGUGAUGAUAUCUCUGCUGUACAUGAGUGGAUAUAGUUAAUGACUUAUUUAAAACAACCACAUUUACACAUUAUGAAAGUUGACAGGGAAGACAUUAUCCUGAAACUCAUUGGCGUUCUACCAGUGUUGCUUGUCAUUUUACGCAGCUAAAUCUAGUGGUGUGAGUUGAAGUGAUUGAAUACCUGGAAACAUUUAUUAGAAGCGACUCCAAAGGCUUUGCUGUCCUGUCGAAAACAAAUAUGAGCUCAUGGAAUUUGACAUUGA